This is a messenger RNA of Gamsiella multidivaricata, 1597 nucleotides long. RefSeq lists its product as uncharacterized. The record is from RefSeq and is a predicted model, not a curated record. The transcript is spliced from 3 exons. Bases 184 to 1557 code for a protein of 457 amino acids. NCBI's taxonomy places the organism in Eukaryota, Fungi, Mortierellomycota, Mortierellomycetes, Mortierellales, Mortierellaceae. Gene Ontology annotation, biological process: tRNA processing. Gene Ontology annotation, molecular function: ribonuclease P activity; tRNA binding.
AGGAAAGCUGUAGCGUGAGGACAUGAUUGUCGAGGUGGAGCUGACUCGUUGCAAGGGCGGAAGGAUGCUAUGAAGGAAUGGGAAGUGCUCGGGAAGUCGCGUUUAUUCAUGGCCUUGAGCCGGUUGGUGCCCCACCAGACCCAAAAUGGAAAUUAAACUUCGCAGCAAUCGCACACCAUCUUUAUGUUCUCCUUUGCUGUCAUGGGCCUUUCGCCGCUAAGGAGUCAAUUUGUGGCACGGCAUUGGUCAGUCCUGGAUCUGUACCAUCUACUCCAGUCUCCUUCAAGAACUCGCCCACUGCAGCAGUCGACUGUUUUCACGACUCGAUCUAACUCGACACGCUCGGGUUCACAGGCACCGUUAGAAAGAACUGUACGACCGUUAAAGACAAAUACAACCUACAGAACAAAUAGCCACGGAGGUAGCUCCUACCGGAAUGAACCAGGAAGCGAUAGACCAGCUUUUCAAAGAAACGGUGCCCAAGGAAAAGAUCGCAAUGGAUCAACAAAUAGUUCGUCAAGAUAUGCAUCCAGGGAAUCAUUCAAGGAAAGGAGCCAGAUCCCAGCGAUCCCUAUACCAACAAAAUUUCGAACUGUACCAGAUACAGAAAGGAUCGAGGGGAUGGACAAGGAGAGUGUACAGGAGCUGUUUACUAAACGGUCUGGGGCCUAUUCGUUGAGUAACGAGGCCUUCAGUAUCAAGGCUACCCGCAUGCCCUUCCGAGAGCCACCACCACCUGAUGUUCCGGUCUUUGUCCAGAAAGCCGCGAUGGAGUAUAAUUACGCUAUGACGAGAUACAAUCAGGAGCAACAGGAACAACAGGAGAAAAAGGAGCAACAGAAGCAACAGGACGAGUUCGCUGCCAAGGCUCCAUCCUCAUCUUUAACACCCUCAGCUUCGUCAUCACUCUCUUCCACGACAUCGAAUCUCGAGCCACCGACGCUGCCCCUCCCGAUUUUACAGUAUCAACUUCGCAACGUUCGGCUAUACCCAGAGUCCGCCAUGUCACCGCACCCGCCCUUCCGUGUGACAUUUGUCGUCCCCAAAAAGACUGUAUCCAAGUUGGCUACGCAUCGUAACCUGGUCAGGAAGAAACUCACAGCCGCGGUAGAGGCGGUCUUCCGUGAGCAUGCCCGACCAGGUCAUGAAUUCUUGAUUUUUGCGAAACGGGAGUGCAUGACAACAACGCAGGAAAAACUGGUGCAGUGGAUGAAGAGAGACUUGACGAAUCCCGCUUUGUAUGGAGGUCGAGCUACUCGACAGAACACCAGAGACAGUGGCUUCAGCAAAACUGACAGCAAGGACUACAACAAGGGUAUGGAAGGGCCCGGAACUGGCAAUCAGGGUGGCGGAAAAAAAUUGGACAGCCACAGGACGGUAACCGUGCGCUGGAAGAACAAUCGUCCACCAUUGUUCAAAAAAUGGUGGAAGCACGCCUUGCCCAACCCACUUGGACGCACCCAGCAGAGCGAUGCCUAUCUUGACCAAUAUUGCCUUCCUCCUCAAGAGACGCCGUCACCGGACAAUGAGGAUCCAGCAAAGCUCAAGAAGCAAUAACCACAUGUUGAGCGCAUUGUUGACCAAUAAUAAACAUAGA